Messenger RNA from Sphaeramia orbicularis (orbiculate cardinalfish), 1178 nucleotides. It is a transcript of the gene prpf38a, whose product is annotated as pre-mRNA processing factor 38A. Lineage: Eukaryota; Metazoa; Chordata; Actinopteri; Kurtiformes; Apogonidae. The transcript has 10 exons. Bases 112 to 1041 code for a protein of 309 amino acids. The record is from RefSeq and is a predicted model, not a curated record.
UGCGCAGAUAAAGUAGUGUUUCCGGUGUCUGGUGCCGCCAGCCAGUUGUUUCUAUGCUUAGCUAAACUAAGCUAAGCUAAACUUAGCUAAACUGAAAUAAUCAGCGGUCCGAUGGCGAACAGAACUGUUAAAGACGCCAACAGUAUCCACGGUACCAACCCGCAGUACCUGGUGGAGAAAAUCAUCCGGACCCGGAUCUAUGAGUCCAAAUACUGGAAGGAGGAGUGUUUCGGUCUGACCGCUGAGCUGGUCGUAGAUAAAGCCAUGGAGCUGAAGUAUGUGGGAGGAGUUUAUGGAGGAAACAUUAAACCCACGCCGUUCCUCUGCCUGACGCUGAAGAUGCUGCAGAUUCAACCAGAGAAGGACAUCAUCGUGGAGUUUAUUAAAAAUGAGGAUUUCAAAUAUGUGCGUUUGCUGGGAGCCAUGUACAUGAGGUUAACUGGAACUGCGGUGGACUGUUAUAAAUACCUGGAACCGCUGUACAACGACUACAGGAAGAUCAAGAGUCAGAACAGAAACGGAGAGUUCGAACUGAUGCACGUGGACGAGUUCAUCGACGAGCUGCUUCACGCUGAGCGGGCCUGUGACAUCAUCCUGCCUCGACUGCAGAAGCGUCAGGUCCUGGAGGAGGCGGAGAUGUUGGAUCCACGAAUCAGCGCUCUGGAGGAGGAUCUGGACGAAGUGGAGAGCAGCGAAGAGGAGGACGAAGAGGAGGAGAAGCCGGAAAGACUCCAGACGCCUGAACCCCACAGACGGGGUUACCGUGACAACGACAGACCUCGGCGUUCACCGUCACCACGUUACAGACGCAGCCGGUCGCCCAGAAGGAGGAGUCGAUCUCCAAAGAGGAGGAGUCCGUCCCCUCGCAGAGAACGCCAUCGCAGUAAGAGCCCCCGCCGCCAUCGCAGCCGCUCCAGAGACAGACGCCACCGCUCCAAGUCUCCAGGUCACCACAGAAGCCACAGACAUCGAAGCCACUCCAAAACCCCAGAGAGGAGUUCAAAGAAAAGCCACAAGAAGAGUCGAAGAGGAAACGAGUGAACGACCUGCGCUGCUCCUCCUCCUCCUUCUUCCUCUUCCUCCUCCUCCUCCUCCUCCCUCCUCCUCCCUCUUCCUCCUUCCUCCUCCUCCCUCUUCCUCCUUCCUUGUCCUCCCUCUUCCUCCUUCCUCCCUCUUCC